Molecule: messenger RNA, 2038 nt
Organism: Ooceraea biroi (clonal raider ant)
Lineage: Eukaryota; Metazoa; Arthropoda; Insecta; Hymenoptera; Formicidae
Product: hydroxypyruvate reductase
Biological process (GO): L-serine biosynthetic process
Molecular function (GO): phosphoglycerate dehydrogenase activity; NAD binding
Source: RefSeq, a predicted model, not a curated record
UUUACGGUUGGACCACCGUGCCACACGAUACCAGCUCGAGAACCCCCGUGGUCCGUUCUUCCGCUUCCUCUUGCCCACGAGAAGACGACCUGCCGCAAAGCUUGCGCAUUCUCUCCGCGUUACGAGAAGCACACGAGAAAGACGAGAGGCUAACAUGUCGGUCAACUUCAGGAGCGUCUUCGUGAGUGAUCCCGUGGACGAGUCUUGUGCCGCGCUACUGACCCAGCACGGUAUUCCGGUUACCACGAAAUACAAGCUGCCGAAGGAUGAGCUGAUCAACGAGCUGCAGAACCACGAUGCCCUCAUCGUUCGCUCGGAGACGAAAGUUACAGCGGACGUGUUUGCCGCCUGUCCAAAUCUGCGUGUGGUUGGACGUGCCGGUACCGGCGUCGACAACAUUGAUCUAGUAGCCGCCACGCGUAAAGGAGUCAUCGUGAUGAACACCCCCGGCGGCAACAGCAUCAGCGCUUGCGAGCUCACGUGCGCUCUGAUUUCCUCGUUGGCGCGCAACGUCGCGCAAGCGGCGCAGUCGCUGAAGGAGGGCCGAUGGGAUCGAAAAUUGUACUCCGGAUACGAACUGUCCGGCAAAACCCUUGCGAUCCUCGGAAUGGGUCGCAUAGGGCGCGAGGUCGCCCGCAGGAUGCAGAGCUUCGGCAUGAACGUCGUGGCGUUCGACCCGAUCCUGAAGGCCGAGGCAGCUGCCGAACUUGGCAUCAGGAAGCUCAGCCUGGACGAAAUAUGGCCCAUAGCCGACUACAUCACUGUUCACACGCCGCUCAUACCGCAAACCAGAAAUCUGAUCAACGCCACAACCUUGGCAAAGUGCAAGAAGGGAGUGUACAUCGUUAACGUCGCCCGUGGAGGCAUCGUUGAUGAAGAGGCUCUCUUGCAUUCACUGAAGGCCGGUCACUGCGGCGGUGCAGCCUUGGAUGUCUUCAUCGAGGAACCACCGAAAAAUCCGAUCACUUUGGAGCUUAUCAAACACCCGAAAGUCGUCCCGACACCUCACCUCGGUGCCAGCACGGCGGAGGCUCAGCAGCGAGUGGCAGUGGAGAUUGCCCAGCAGUUCCUGGCCCUGUCUGGCAAGUCAACGGAGUACGCGGUCACCGGCAUUGUGAACGCGCCGGUUCUGUCCGCCGCAAUGACGAGCGAGAACGAGCCCUGGAUAGACCUUUCGAAGAAAUUGGGUCAGCUGGCCGGUCGCUUCCUCAAGGGCAAACUGAACACAGUCGUCCACAGCCAAACCGUAGGCAGCGGCAUGCAGGAUAAGCAGUUCAUCCACACCGCCGUUCUCGUCGGCAUACUAACUGGACAGACGAAAAACGGCCUGAAUCUGGUCAACGCGCCUACUCUGGCGCGGGAAAUCGGCGUGGAGUUACAAGAGAGUCACGUCGAGGCUGACAACAAGGCGGUCGUCGUGAAAGUCGGAGAACAUAUCAUUAAAGGAACCGUGCGCGGCAAUGCGCUACUGCUGCUCGCCCUGGACGACGCGGUCUUCGCGAACGGCAUCGCGCUCAGGGACCACAUCUGCCUGUACCGCGCCAACCGCGUGCAGGAUCUCGCCAACAUCGUGAACGUCUUCUCGUCGAAGAGCAUCAACAUCCACAAUCUGAACGCCAAUGGCAGCUGGGUGAUCAUACAAACCGAUCAAGAGGUCUCGAUUCCGGUACACGAGAUCGAAAGCUUCUGAGCGCUUCCGCGAGUCUUCCUCGGGGGAAACUUAUUCACGUAUGAGCGAUCCCCGAGGAGAUCGCCGGGGCACGCAGGAAGCUCGGCCUUCGAUGAAUGCAGUAUUGCUUGAUCGCUACGGCGAUCGAUAUGGCGGCAAACUAUAUAUUUUUAUAGAAACGUGCGUUCUUCCUUGAAUCGCGCAAGAAUUCCCAUUCGAGAAAUCAUUAUUUAUUAUCUGACCGAAGACAGGCGAUUAGGGGGAGGUAACAAUACUAAUAUGCGCUACGAUAAGUAUUUUCUUUCACUUUCUUUUUUUUUCUUAAGGAGAUAUUCUGUAAAAUAAGUGGUAAACUAUAACUCCUUUCAA